UGUAAAAUUAAAUAUGCAGCAAUAUUGUAUCGUCUGAUACGUAAACAUGGUUUCAACGCCCUUAGAGUGAGGCUCCUAUCUCUGCAGGACGUGUAUCUCAGACUGGGCUAAGAACAAGGUCAUCAUGGACCGUCUAUGCGGAGAAGUCAGAAUUCCUUGAGCAAAUUAUAACUGAGAACAUGAGCUCAAACAUACUGACUUGAUCAAGAUCCUUGGAGCUAAAGAAUUUGAAAAAAUUAAUGAAGAGUAUACCAGGCUCUACCUCACUAACACCGAGGAUAUCAGGAGCUGACCAAAUCCUGACUGUAUUUAUGCUGGGACAAUAGAAUUGAGCACCUGCCGCGAUAAAUUAGAAUGUCCUCGGUGUAAUUACCAGUGGAGAGAAUUCAUCCAAAUGUCUCCUUUACAAAAAUCUAUCAAAUCUGUCAAAGAUACACUCACACUAAAGACAGAAACUUUUAGUUACAUUAACGAAGUUAUGACUGGAUGUCCUUGCCCCAAGUGUGGACUCGUCAUCUGGAAAGAUGGUGGGUGAAGCCACAUGGUAUGACAGAAAUGUAAAUACGAGUUCUGCUGGCUCUGUCUCGGAGCAUAUCCUGGUUACCGACAUAAAGAGAACACAUUCUGCCCUAUAAGACAAGUUAUCACCUAUGUGUCAUGCUUACUACCUCUAAUCGCAGUUGAUUACAACUUAUGUAGGUAUGUCUACCUGUGGUACUUGCCUCACUAUAUUGUCUAUACUGUACUUUCUGCAAUAUUAUUCUACUUCAUUAUCCCAAAUGCUGUGCUUGCAAUAACUAUUGGCAGUUUGGUUCUAUGAGUCAUCGGCAUCUUCACUCUAUUCGCUCCAAGUAGUUCUAGAGGACAAAGAUGAUGCCUGGUCUUCUGUAUGGUCCCUCUUGCCUUAGCAUGUUACAUAAAAUACCGCUUCUGGAAAGCAAUCUUGUUCACUCCAGGCUACGCAUUCAUCUACAAAUCCCUUCUCUGGGAACUGCUGAUCUGUUUCGUCUGAUUCAUGCUGUUCUUCCUUUGAAGGUAUUUCAUCAGAAUCAUAAUGUUAGUACUUAGACUGAUUAUUAGAACUUUGGUGAAAGGAAUUAGCAUGGUUAUCAGAGUGCCUAAAAAUGUCAUUUUCAUUUUGAAGAGAUGUAUUGCUAAAAGAAGGAAAUCAAACUAAACCAUAAUGCUUUAUUUCUGCUUUAUCUAACAAAAGGUACAUAAUGACGUAUCCCACCAGUUAAAUACCUUUUAAAUAUAGAACCUGAUAAAUUUCUGACUCAAUCUUAACAU
Moneuplotes crassus is the source of this 1290-nucleotide messenger RNA. Lineage: Eukaryota; Ciliophora; Spirotrichea; Euplotida; Euplotidae. The record is from the annotation of a GenBank genome assembly.